Messenger RNA from Coffea arabica (coffee), 3795 nucleotides. RefSeq names its product splicing factor-like protein 1. The record is from RefSeq and is a predicted model, not a curated record. Gene Ontology annotation, cellular component: nucleus. Lineage: Eukaryota; Viridiplantae; Streptophyta; Magnoliopsida; Gentianales; Rubiaceae. Gene Ontology annotation, molecular function: zinc ion binding; mRNA binding. Gene Ontology annotation, biological process: regulation of mRNA splicing, via spliceosome.
GGCCAGACCAAGGAUUAUAAAACCCAACCCUCAUAUAAAUACAUCCCCACCUUCCCUCUUCUUCUCCAAUCGAUUUUUACUCAUCUCUUCCCCUUCUGCAAAUCCAUUCGCAAUUAAUUUCCCCAACUCCGCUUUUUCAUCCAUCGUCUGAUGGACGCGCUUCAAUCCAGCUACUCGGAAAACCCUCAAUCUCAAUCUACUGCUUCUUUUUCAGAAAACCCUCCUGCUCCUCCUCCGCAAUACUCCUACGAUCAGUACUCUUCCCAAACCCUAGAUUCAUCUUACUACCAAAAUUACUCCAAUUCUUCUUAUUCCUACUCCCAAUCUCAAGAUCAGGAUCAAUCCCAACAAAAUUAUGAGUCUUACAACCACAAGCUUCAAGAAACCUUAACUAAGUUCGAGCAGAAUAGCGGACUCGAGAAUUCCGUUGCGGGUGAGCCGAUAAAGGAGAAGGUUUUAACCGGAGAGAACAGUGAAAGUACUCCGAAACUCGAGGUCCUGAGACCGUUGCUUUCUGAGAAUGGCUUGACCAACACGCAUAGCGGCACCGACAAGGACCAGUCGGGAGGUGAAGAGGAGACCACCAGCAGGCGAAGGCGCAGGAGCAGGUGGGAUCCUCCUCCGAGCGAGGCCAGCAGCGAUGGAAGUGGGGCUGGGACCGGAGGAGGCGAUGGGACGGGGACAGGGACUGGCGGGAGGAAGAGGAAAUCUAGGUGGGCGGAUGAUCAGCCGCAGCCGGUGAUUCAGUUGCCGGAUUUCAUGAAGGAGCUUACUGGAGGUAUUGAAUUUGACCCUGAAAUUCAAGCUCUUAAUAGCAGAUUGAUUGAGAUUACUCGAAAGUUGCAAUCUGGUUUGCCCCUAGAUGACAGGCCUGAAGGUGCACGCUCACCUUCGCCUGAACCUAUUUACGAUAAUAUGGGCAUCAGGAUUAAUACUAGGGAAUAUCGUGCACGGGAGAAGUUGAAUAGGGAGAGGCAGGAGAUUAUAUCCCAAAUACUCAAGAAAAAUCCCGCUUUUAAGCCACCUGCUGAUUACAGGCCUCCUAAGCUUCAGAAGAAGCUCUACAUCCCGAUGAAAGAGUUCCCUGGUUAUAAUUUUAUUGGUUUGAUUAUUGGGCCUAGAGGUAAUACUCAGAAGAGGAUGGAAAGAGAGACAGGCGCAAAGAUUGUUAUUCGAGGUAAAGGCUCUGUGAAGGAAGGUAGGUUACAGCAGAAAAGGGACUUGAAGCCCGAUCCCUCAGAGAAUGAAGAUUUACAUGUUUUGGUGGAAGCUGAAACUCAGGAGUCACUUGAUGCAGCCGCUGCCAUGGUGGAGAAGCUCUUGCAGCCUGUUGAUGAAGUGCUUAAUGAGCAUAAGAGGCAACAGCUCAGGGAGCUUGCUGCUUUGAAUGGGACUAUUAGAGACGAGGAGUAUUGUAGGUUAUGUGGUGAACCAGGCCAUAGGCAGUAUGCAUGUCCGUCUAAAACUUCAACAUUUAAAAGUGAUGUUCUGUGUAAGAUUUGUGGCGAUGGUGGGCACCCCACUAUUGACUGUCCAGUGAAGAAUACCACAGGCAAGAAGAUGGAUGACGAAUAUCAGAACUUCCUGGCUGAGUUGGGUGGGACUGUUCCUGAAUCUUCAACCAAACAAAGUUCUGCAGCUCUUGCUCUUCCUGGUAUUCCUGGAAGCAAUCCUCCUUGGGCCAGCAACGGCAGCAAUAAUAGUGGUGUGAGUAGCACCACGCCUGGCUUAGGGGCAAACCUGAUCAAGCCCAAGGAAUACGAUGAGACCAAUCUCUACAUUGGAUACUUGCCCCCCACUCUGGACGAUGAUGGUUUAAUCAGCCUAUUCUCUCCUUUUGGUGAAAUUGUUAUGGCUAAGGUUAUCAAGGACCGCGUCACUAGUCUGAGUAAAGGCUAUGGUUUUGUUAAGUAUGCUGAUGUUCAACAGGCUAAUAAUGCUAUUGCUAGCAUGAAUGGUCAUCGUCUGGAUGGUAGGACAAUAGCUGUCAGAGUGGCUGGUAAACCGCCUCAACCCACUGUGCCUCCAGGCCCUCCUGCCCCUGCGAUGCCUACAUACCCUGCUCCUCCCCAACCAACCGGUGCUUAUCCUUCCCAGCAGUAUGCUGCAGGUGGGCCUCUUGGAACCCCACCACCUGGAAGCUACACAGGAGCUCUAGUUCCAUGGGGACCUCCUCCUCCUCCUCCUCCUUAUGCCUCUUACCCUCCUCCUCCUCCCGGGUCGGCCAUGUAUACUGGGCAACCUGUCCCUCCAUAUGGAGUACAGUAUCCUCCUCCAAUGCAGACAGCAACUUCAGCUGUUCCAUCAACAACUGUGUCUUCUGCUGAAACACAACAGACGUAUGCUUCAGCUGUUGAUACACAGCAAAGUUACCCACCUGGAGUCCAAUCUCAUCAGAGCACAACUCCUGUUCAAUCUGUUCCCACGUAUGCCUAUGGUAACUCUGUUGCUGCUAUUCCACCAAAUGGCCAGUAUUCAACACCGUCAUACAGCUAUCAAGGUUACUACAAUAUGGCACAACCACCACCACCACCACCUCCUCCCCCUACUCUGGACCAGUCACAGAGUGUGACUAAUGUUCCCUGGGCCUCCAAUCCGCCUGUGCCUCCACCUGUGUCAUCUGCAGAGAAGACCUAUGGUGCAGACUCAGAGUAUGAGAAGUUCAUGGCUGAGAUGAAAUGAGGAUGUGAUUCUUGUUAUAUGGCGUUCAAAGGGAAGGCUGGUUUGUUGGAGCACUUGUGAACCUGAUUUUUACCUGUUGCCAUGACUUACUUGUUGGAAGUUUGGGACUCACAUCUUUAACCUUGCAGUGCUCUUAUGACAUUUGCAGAGCGUUGGGACAAUGUUCAGUUCAUGAGGAAGAAUUGGAGUAUCAAAUAUAAAAGCUCUAUCUCUACUGAUUACUGCUUUGUAGGCCUGUCUGUGGUGAUUGGACGGUUGCCGCUGCCUUUCAGAAGUUUUAUAAUUUUUUAUCCGUCUUGAUUUCCUUCAUGAUUGAUUGCUGACAUACUUUGUUGGUCUAAUUGUCGUGAUUUGUUCUGUCAUUUGCUUUUGGUUUGUGUUUCUAACUUGGCCCCUUCUUUUUAUCUAUGUGCCCACUUUUUUUGUGCUUAUUCAAUACUUUUGGCUCCUCUGCUUUCGAAGCAGCGUGUUGCUUGCAUCUACACUUCCUGUCAAGAAGAUGACCUCCUCUUGGUAUAUGAAGUUCCAGGGUAUGUUAAACUUGAAAACACGUCUCAGACCUUUUUUAUGUCUAAUUUUUUACUUACAUACAUUUGGUUCUGAUAUCUUCUCCACUUCAUGUGCAGCAGGUUUAGAAUGCUUUAAAUGUAACUUUUCUUUCUUUGUUCACACUUCUUAUUUUCUUCUUUGGUAGCUCAGAAGGGGGAAUUGGUGGAACAAGGGAUCUCAGUUACUGCAAAAAUGAGAUAAUUGUUGGUUGUUAUUUGUGGGUUACAUAGAGUGAGAGGAAGUCCAUGUUUUUGAGGUGGCGAUCUAGGUUGAAGUUAAGGGAGUAUUGAAAAAGAUUGACCAAUCCUCUGACAAAGUACCUGGAUGUAUGCUGGUACUUGUAUAUCUGAAGCCUUUAACAUGGAGGGGUUUCAAACGUAUACGAGUAGAUUUAAUUUUAUACUUUCUUGGGUUAUGCGUCUACACAAGAUUUUAGAAUGUUUCCGUGACAAAAGCUUUCUACCUUUGACUAAACAUUUUUCUUAGUGCGCUUCGCUAGGGUUGGGAUUUAAGUAUGAAUUGUCAAACCCAUAAUUUUCAAUGUUUUCAAUUGUCUUUUGAUUA